Cynoglossus semilaevis (tongue sole) is the source of this 3876-nucleotide messenger RNA. It is a transcript of the gene aebp1a, whose product is annotated as AE binding protein 1a. Gene Ontology annotation, molecular function: metallocarboxypeptidase activity; zinc ion binding; DNA-binding transcription repressor activity, RNA polymerase II-specific. Bases 1 to 3030 code for a protein of 1009 amino acids. The transcript is spliced from 20 exons. The record is from RefSeq and is a predicted model, not a curated record. Gene Ontology annotation, biological process: protein processing; regulation of DNA-templated transcription; peptide metabolic process. Lineage: Eukaryota; Metazoa; Chordata; Actinopteri; Pleuronectiformes; Cynoglossidae.
AUGAGGGUGGAGGUGCUGGUGGUCUGGGCCACACUAACACUGUGCUGCACCCUGGUCCGUGCAGAAGAAGAAGAAGAGGGAGAAAAAGGCAGAGACUCCAGUGGCCAGGUUCAGGUAAGACAAACCAGAGCUGUGGUCAAACAAGUGAGACAAAAGAAGGAGGACAUGGACGUUCAGAUGUUGGACGAGCCUGUGGUGGAGAUGGAGGCAGAAUCCACCAAACCAAAGAAGAAGAAGACCCCGGAGGAAAUUGAGGCAGCCAGAGCAAAGAAAGCUGCAGAGAAGGAGGCCAAAGCAAAGAAGCAGAAAGCCCCAAAGCCCACCAAAAAGCCCAAGCCCCCCAAACCUACCAGGAAACCCAAAGCACCAAAGGCAACCAAGAAACCUAAGGUGCCUAAACCCACAAAAAAACCAAAGGUUGCAGCUACAGCGCCUCCACUGUCCAAGCCCCCUACUUCCCCGGAGGAGGAAGAGGAGAAACUGCUGAUUGAACUGGGCUGGGACAAACUCGUUCCACCUGCGACCCCGACGGAGCCGGUAGAGCCAGGCCUGGAUGAAAUGCCAGACAAGAAGCAGAGCACGACUACAGAGGCCAUUAUGUUCAUCCCAGAGGAAACGACUGUUGUUCCAUAUACGAUUCCCUGGUAUGAAGAGUACAAUUACGAUGAUUUGGCUGCUAAGAAACAAAUGGAAGAAGAAGAGAGAGCUCGGAAGGAAAAGGCAGAAAAGGCUGAGAGACUAAAGAAAAAGUGGGAGGAAGAAGAAGAGGAGGAGAGGAGGAGGCAACUGUUACUGCCAACAGAACCCAAGACGUGUCCUCCUUUGGGUUUGGAGUCCCACAGGGUGGAGGAUGACCAGCUGUUAGCUUCUUCUCAGUCUCACCAUGGCUUCACAGCUCAGAGGGGCCGGCUCAACAUGCAGGCCUCUGACGAUGAAGACGAUCUGUACGGUGGCGCGUGGUGCGCAGAGACGGAGGAGGCCAGCCACUGGUUUGAGGUCGACGCUCACAAAGAGGUAGAGUUCACCGGGGUCAUCACUCAAGGACGGAACUCUGAGACACAUGAAGACUUUGUGUCCUCCUACUUUGUGGGCUUCAGCAACGACAGCCGUGACUGGACUGUGCUUCAUGAUGGAUACGCUGAAUGGCUGUUUUAUGCCAAUGUGGACAGGGACACACCGGUGAUAAACCAGUUUCUGACUCCUGUCGUGGCGCGUUACAUCCGUAUCCUUCCCCAGAGUUGGAACGGCAGCCUUUGUCUCCGAGCUGAGAUCCUGGCCUGUCAACUGCCCAGCAUUUAUCACAGCGAGAACGAGGUGAACGCCUCAGACGCCCUGGACUUCAGACAUCACAACUACAAGGAGAUGAGACAGAUGAUGAAGGUGAUCAACGAAGAGUGUCCCAACAUCACGCGGAUUUACAACAUUGGCAAAAGUUACCAGGGCCUGAAGAUGUAUGCAAUGGAGAUCUCUGACAACCCAGGAGAGCAUGAGACAGGGGAACCAGAGUUCCGGUACACCGCUGGUCUACAUGGUAAUGAGGUGCUGGGAAGGGAGCUGGUUCUCCUGCUGAUGCAGUUUCUGUGCAAGGAAUACAAUGAUGACAAUCCAAGAGUGCGCCGCCUUGUGGAUGGAGUGAGAAUACAUCUGGUACCCUCACUCAACCCUGAUGCCUACGAGCUGGCCUAUGAAAUGGGCUCAGAGAUGGGAAACUGGGGCCUCGGCCAUUGGACCGAAGAAGGUUACGACAUAUUCCAGAACUUCCCCGACCUGAACACCAUCUUGUGGGGUGCUGAAGACAGAGGCUGGGUUCCUCGUAUCGUGCCCAACCAUCACAUCCCGCUCCCUGAAAACUCCCUCAACGGCUCUCUGGCAGUUGAGACUAAAGCCAUCAUUUCCUGGAUGGAACGCAAUCCUUUUGUGCUCGGAGCAAAUUUGCAAGGAGGAGAAAAGUUGGUGGCGUACCCAUUUGAUAUGCAGCGUCCUCCUGUAUCUGUAACCGACAACAGGCGGUGGAGGAAUAAUCCUGAAAUGAGCGAGGAGACCUGGGCUCGAGUUCAGCGGCAAAAUGAAGGCGGUCUGAGGGAGACGCCGGACGACACCAUGUUCCGAUGGUUGGCCAUGUCUUACGCACACAGCCACCUGACCAUGACGGAGACUUACAGAGGCUCCUGCCACGGUGAUGAUGUCACCGGGGGUCAGGCCAUCGUGAACAGAGCCAGUUGGAAACCAGUAGUAGGCAGUAUGAAUGACUUCAGUUACCUGCACACCAACUGCUUGGAGCUCUCCGUCUUUUUGGGCUGUGACAAGUUUCCCCAUGAGAGUGAACUGCAACUGGAGUGGGAGAACAACCGCGAGGCUCUGCUGUCCUUCAUUGAACAGGUUAAUCGUGGUAUAAAGGGCAUAGUCAGAGAUGUGGAGGGAAACCCAGUGUCCAACGCCACAAUAUCUGUGGAGGGAAUAUGGCAUGACGUGACCACAGCGGCAGGUGGUGAUUACUGGCGGCUCCUGAAUCCUGGCGAGUACAAGGUCACGGCCAAGGCUGAGGGCUACAACCCGCAGACCAGACUGUGCAUGGUGGGCUACGACUCCGGAGCCACUCCCUGCAGCUUCGCCCUAACUAAGUCCAACUGGGAUCGAAUCAAGCAGAUAAUGGCGCUAAAGGGCAACAGGCCCAUUCGAUUGAUCACCAAGUCAAACGUGGUGAAGACCACGACAGCCAGUCCUGUGGCUGUGACGGAAAAUCGCGUCCACUCCCAGAAAAUGGAGCGACUCAGACGGCUGCGUCUACGACGGCUGCGUCUGAAGAAACUAAGAGCCAGACUGAGCGGCACUACUCCUCCUACUACUACUACUACUACAACUACUACAACCACAACAACCACAACUACAACACCUGAAACUGAGAGAACAACUUCCUGGUUUGACUCCUGGUUUCCUGUGGACUACUGGUCAACUGAGAACCCAUUUGACAGCAUUGUCUUCAAGUCAGUGCCCACACAGGACUAUCCCUUUGAAUUCAGCAUUGACUAGUAAUUGCACUGUCCAAGUCCAGAGUCGUGUCACAUUAUCACCACAGCUCAUCUCCAAUCACACAGAUAUACAAUUAUCACAACAGAUUUAUCUUUCAGGAUUCAGUGCCUGACAGUUCAGGUCAGGUUUACACCGACUUUAGGCUGCAGUUCAUAUCGUAUCGUCUCACACCCUAAGACAUUUGAGGCUGGAAACUAAAAUCUUUACCAAUGUCGAUCAUGGAAAAUCCUACUUUUAUUACCAGACAGACACACGGGAGCUGCUGGUCAGCUGCUCCACUGCUCUGUAGGUUUGGGUCCUUCAGGUAAAUUCACACUCCCAAAAACUAGGGCUUUCAAAGUCCAGCUGUGGAUUAAUCACAUUAAUCAUGAAUAAUCUAUUAAGGACCAAUCCUUAAUAGAUUUUUCAAAAUAAUAUUUUGUUCAGAAUCAGAAAAUAAAUACAACAGAAAUAAUCCAACUUAUGCAUUCUUCCUGUGCGGCCUGGUACCAAAUGACCCACGGCAGUGACUCUUGUGAGGUGUAGACUUUUCACAUAAGACUCCAGGUCAGAGGUCAUUACCUCCACAACCAAACAACAACAACAAAAAACAUCAAAGUUUUCUGACGGAUAUUUGACAAAGAAUUGAAAACCUCUGCUGAGCAGAGAAUACAGGGCUCGUGUUUUUAUGGGUUUCUGUUAUAUUAAAAAAAAAAAGAAAUUGUACAAAGAAGGGCAUUUAUUAAAAUUAACGUAUUAACAUACGUUUCUUUAGUAGUUAGCAGGUUUGAUAUUUGGUCCCACAUGAAUCUGUUUAAUUGUUCUGGUGAAUGCAGUUUUAUUAAACACACAUUAUUGUCUGAAAUA